This is a messenger RNA of Penicillium roqueforti, 303 nucleotides long. RefSeq lists its product as uncharacterized. The record is from RefSeq and is a predicted model, not a curated record. Lineage: Eukaryota; Fungi; Ascomycota; Eurotiomycetes; Eurotiales; Aspergillaceae. The transcript is spliced from 4 exons. Bases 1 to 303 code for a protein of 100 amino acids.
AUGCGAGUGGCUGAGAAGCACCCGGACCUUCCUUCUGGGUCUCUUGUCCUCGAAGAUCUUCCAGACGUCGUUGGGCCUCCCGUUGAAGCGGAACAGAAAAUUCCCUCGAAGGCUCUGGGUGAUUUAAACCUGGAGGAGGUCGAGAGUAUCUUUGAGAUCCAGCCGCUUCCAUCGGAGAAUGAGGAGCUGGGAGAUGAGUGGGACUUACGACCCAUUCUCCGAGAGGAGUUCCAAAUCCCAGCUGCCUUUGACGAAUUCUACGAUUUCCUCAUGAAAUCCUUUGAAUACCUGGACGUUGCCUAA